Fusarium vanettenii 77-13-4 is the source of this 627-nucleotide messenger RNA. RefSeq lists its product as uncharacterized. The annotation marks the transcript as partial. Gene Ontology annotation, biological process: protein import into mitochondrial intermembrane space. Gene Ontology annotation, cellular component: mitochondrial intermembrane space. The transcript is spliced from 3 exons. Gene Ontology annotation, molecular function: protein-disulfide reductase activity. Lineage: Eukaryota; Fungi; Ascomycota; Sordariomycetes; Hypocreales; Nectriaceae. The record is from RefSeq and is a predicted model, not a curated record.
AUGUAUCGUACAACCUUGCGAUCGGCCUCGAGGCCUGUAAUUGCUAGUCUGCGCUCAAGCACACUCCGCGCCGCUCCGAGACGAUUCGCUUCGACUGCUGCUCCUGCCGACAAGUCCCGGACAUGGAAGAGCUCUGUUGCGCGAUUGGGUCUGGCUGCUGCGGCCGUGUACUACUACAACACCAGCCCGGUCUUUGCUGAGGAGGCUGUUUCACAAAAGAUUGCCGCACCCGCUGCCUUUUCCGACGAUGAUCUUCCCACAGUCGACUCCGUUCUCGAGGAGAAGCGGAAACAUAUUAAGAAGCAGAGCCCCGACAAGGCCCCCGAGCCCGAGACCGGUGCCCAGAGCACAGCAGCCGCCGAUGGAUCACCCGCUGCAUUGGAGGAGGAGGCCGGCCAGCAGGGCGCCUUUAACCCCGAGACUGGAGAGAUCAACUGGGACUGCCCUUGCCUGGGUGGAAUGGCUCACGGACCUUGCGGCGAGGAGUUCAAGACUGCCUUUAGCUGCUUCGUCUUCUCAACUGAGGAGCCCAAGGGAAUGGACUGCAUCGACAAGUUCCAGGGCAUGCAAGAGUGCUUCAAGAAGUACCCCGAGAUUUACGGCGCUGAGCUAGCCGACGACGAAGAC